Drosophila erecta is the source of this 849-nucleotide messenger RNA. RefSeq names its product homeobox protein ceh-19. Bases 129 to 839 code for a protein of 236 amino acids. The record is from RefSeq and is a predicted model, not a curated record. Gene Ontology annotation, biological process: regulation of DNA-templated transcription. The transcript has 3 exons. Gene Ontology annotation, molecular function: DNA-binding transcription factor activity, RNA polymerase II-specific; DNA binding. NCBI's taxonomy places the organism in Eukaryota, Metazoa, Arthropoda, Insecta, Diptera, Drosophilidae.
AGGCAUCUGAAAUAACGAGGUGUGAAUUCUGGGCGGGGCUCGAGCUUUAAACAGCUUAAUCGUAUAGGGGAAUUUGUAUUCUUACAGUCAACGUUUCAAACUCCAGUUGUAGUCAUACUGAAGACAAGAUGAAUCCGCAACUCGAACAAGACAAAUCGAGAUUAUGUUCUUGGAUUAACGAAAGUAUAACAUUAAAAAAAAAGGAAAAAUUCGGAGCAUUUAGUAUUGACAACAUUUUGAGCACUUCAGAGGCUCAUCCAAAGUUAAAUGUUCAAUGUACCAAAGAUAAUACAAAUGCUACAUCAAGUGAUGUACCAAAUCUGUAUGAAUUUAGCAUUCCUCAGGUAGUUCAAAAUAAAACUCAAUUUACAAAUUUUGAUUUAUGUCAAGGACACCCCCUCCGGUUUCCCUUCACAUUUGAAGACAGCACUGUCUCGCGGUUUAUAUGGCCAACAGAAAGCGUUUUUUCCUCUUACAUGACCAACUCCUCAAACUUUCAAGAAAAACAAUUGAGAAAGAAAUUUACUGACAGAAAACCCCGUCAGGCCUAUAGUGCCUCACAACUGGACCGUCUUGAAAAUGAGUUUAAUUUAGACAAAUAUCUUAGCGUUAGCAAGCGCGUUGAACUGUCAAAAUCAUUAUCCUUAACUGAAGUUCAAGUAAAAACAUGGUUUCAAAAUCGUCGGACGAAAUGGAAGAAACAGUUGACUUCACGGUUGAAAAUAGCGCACAGACAUGGACUAUGGAUACCUACCCUUCCCAUAACAACUAUUAUUCCAAAUACAAAAUAUGAUAAUAUUGAAACCCAUUUAAAAAUGAUUAAAUCUGAAAUAAAAUAAUAAUAGCAAA